Molecule: messenger RNA, 6055 nt
Organism: Salvelinus fontinalis (brook trout)
Lineage: Eukaryota; Metazoa; Chordata; Actinopteri; Salmoniformes; Salmonidae
Gene: rnf180a
Product: ring finger protein 180a
Exons: 4
Coding region: 1946-3697 (583 amino acids)
Biological process (GO): positive regulation of proteasomal ubiquitin-dependent protein catabolic process; protein polyubiquitination; norepinephrine metabolic process
Cellular component (GO): endoplasmic reticulum membrane
Molecular function (GO): ubiquitin conjugating enzyme binding; ubiquitin protein ligase activity; metal ion binding
Source: RefSeq, a predicted model, not a curated record
AAAUGCGUUUCAUCUCAUCGGACAUUGGAUAGAGGGGGAGUAAAUCUCUUCAACAGAUGACAACAAAAGAAAAAUAAGACAGAUUUAUCUGGAAAAAAUAUGAACAUUUCACAAUGUGAUAUAUAAUAAUCGAAGUAUAAAUGGUAUUUAAUUCAUAAUAUAUGUCAUUCCUAAUGUGAUUGAAAAAAUAGAGGUUUCAAAGUCCAUGGACAGCGCCAUGCACGAGUCCAGAACAGAAAUCUGCUGCCAUCUGCUGCAAGGAAGAAGAACUACGCUUGCGCACUUUGGAGCUCAGUGUGGUUUCUAAAGCACUAUUGAGGAAAGAGUGAGCGAGAGAGAGAACUCGCUCACGCGCUUUUCUUAAAAUCCCAUGCUUUCUGUAGCCAAGGUCGUGUAACAAACCAACACCCGCCUAUGAGUUUUCAUGUUUCCAAACAUACUCAAUAGCCUAUUAAACCAAUGAAAGACCUCGAAUCGAUUUUUUUUUCAACAGUUUUAUAUUAGCCUAUUAUAUUACUUAUGAUUUCCAUACCCGUGUUCUGCUUAAACAUAAAUACUGAGGUAAGAUGCAAUUUUCACACCUGAACACGCAAGCUUUUCUUUUUGAAUGUUCUCUAUCCUGUAAUUUCUCUGUUGUGGGAGUCCUCUUCACUGUCUGUUGCCGAUAGGCUAAAUGCCUACAUGCUGCUCAUAGAUGGGAUCGUAUGAGUGUCAAGUGGUAAAUCCCAUAGAAACAAGUAAUAAUAGGCCUACAUGAAUUAUUAUUGUGUAAUUACCAUUUCACCAUGUCGUUAAGUAGGCCUACAUAAUGUCCUACACCGUAAAAUGAAGUCCUGCCCAACACGUGGACUUUGUGUACGCUACACUAUGAACGAUUCUGAUUCUGUUUCCCACCAACGGACUAGUAGUGGCAUGUGAUAGGCCCUCUACGCGGAUAGCCUUUGCAUUUUACAUCGUCGAGGAUUUGCUGCACAGGAACUGGCUGAGCUAUUCUCUCACAGAUUGAAUGGGCCUCUCACUCUUUGCUUUUACAUGUACUACACAAAUAUAACCAUUUCAAAUCGCACCUUCUAAUUUAUGAUUAUAAUAUUGACAAUUUUCAGUUUCCCAAACAAACACCUUGACUGCCCACCACCCACUAACAUCACUCACUAAAUGCUAUUUAAAGAAAUGUUGUCUCUUAAGUCAAUAGAUUAUUCCCCCCUCAAAAGUUAUUCAAUCACCAGUUACUCAUUAAUUAAAAUAUUUAUGGUAAUGCAACAUGAAUCAUUACAACUAAAAUACAUAAGUUAAUGUACUCAUCUAUUUAUUGUUUCUGCCUUGUUGAAAUUCCACUGAAAUGUACUUACGCACGCACGCACGCACGCACGCACGCACGCACGCACACACACACACACACACACACACACACACACACACACACCCUGCUGAUUAACCAGAAAGUGAAAGAGCUGACCAAGUUUGUUGAAAACAAAAACUCUGGUUAUUUUGCCUUCUGUUUUUUGUGUUCAAUGGAUGCAUUGUUGUGCUGUGUGGCUGCAUGUUUUUCUAUAGGCCCCGCAGGACAAUUGGGAGACUGAAUGCACCCAUUUUGUGCUGGGGCUCACCAGGGGGGCUAUAGCUUUGUCAACAGUGCAGUAUGUCCCAGGCGGACACCAGGGUAGGGCAGGUGGCCGCUCUGCUCUGCUCUAAUCUGUGAACAUCUGGGGGUCGACGUUGUGCUCGAACGCUCCCCUGAGCCCUGAGAGAGCUAUAGGCCCGGGCAUCCAGAACCACCAGCAACCAGACCAGGGAGAGGGACAGGGAGUAAUAUCAACUGGAGAGAGGGAGAGAGGGAGAGAGGACCAGAGAGACAGGUGGUCAUCUGGAGUGAUUGGAUUAGAAGAGAGGGUAGGCUGGGUGGGCACAUACCAGGUGUACUGGUGAGGGCUGAGAGAGCUGGGUCAUGUGCUCGCGUGUGGGAGCCACUAGUCUUUAUGGCGCUGCUGCUGGUGAUGACGUGGGUGGUGGUGGUAGUGGAGAAGACAGGGAUUGUGAGCUGGGGUGUGUGGCUGAAGCCCUGUGUCUAGAGGUCAGGCCUCGGUUAAGGUACGUAGAUCCCGGUGGACCAGAGAGCUCAGCUCGCUCAGCUGGGGUGGAGCAGAUAGCAAGGCCGACGCUGCCUGUGAGAAAGGCACAUCGAACGGCUCGUAGUGAGGACUACAGAGAGAUGGACAGAGAGAGAGCAGGAGAGAGGAAUAGAGACUGUGAUAGGGAGAGGGACAGAGAACAAGGGACUGCAGAAGAGAGGAACAGAGAGAGAGAGAGGGACAGAGAUAAAGAGAGUGCAGGUGAGAGAAAUAGAGACCAUGAGAGGGAUAGGGACAGAGAAAGAGACAGCCAGAGAAACAGAGAAAGAGAGACCAGAGACCAAGAGAGAGACAGAGCUAGUGACUGGGAUAGAAACAGGGACAGGGACAGAGAGAGAACAUGGGACAGAGAGGACCGGAGGGGCAGGACACAAAGCUUUCCAAACAGUAACGCUAACCCUCUUCAGACUAACACCAUGGAGGCUCCAGAGGGUCAGGGGAGACUGCAGAGAGGACUACCCUCACCUGGACGACCCCACGCCAGUUACCAAAGAUCUAGCACCACCCUCAGGUCUCCACGCCAAGCCUCCGGCUCCAUCUCUCCCACCCUACUCCGCCCAUCCAUCCGAAUCAGAACCUCCACUUUGUCACCAAGGAGACUGUCGCAAAGGAUGGACAUCCCGGAAACGCGAUGUGGCAUGUACACGGUUAGAGAGCCAGGUACAUUCUGGGUAGAGCCAGGUAUUGGGAUUGGCCGAUUGUCCCCGAGAAGAAGGACUCGGACACGCCUCUUCUCCCACAGCAGCUUAGAGCUGGAAGAGGAGGAGGAGGAAGAGGAAGAGGGAGAAGAAGAGGAAGAGGAAGAGGAGGAGGGAGGAGAAGCAGGGGGUAGUGGUGUGAUAGGAGUGGUGACUCAGACGCUGACUCCGGCUGGGCCCUUGUCCUCUGCUCCAGCAGCGAUGGAUAGGAGGAUGACUAAAAGAGAGAGGAACAGGAUGAAGAGUCUGAGGAAGAGGCAGAGGAGGAGAGAGAGAUGGAGACAGAGCCAGCUGCUGGAGAAUAGACAGAGUUCGACAGGGAACCCAUCGAGCAGCAGUGAGGAGGAGGAUGUGAGUGCCGGGGACAGAGAGGGCUUCAUCUGUGCUGUGUGUCUGGAUGUUUACUUCAGCCCCUACAUGUGCCACCCCUGUAACCACACCUUCUGUGAGCCCUGCCUCCGUACCCUGGCUAAGAACAGUCCAACCAACACCCCUUGCCCACUCUGCAGGACCACCAUCACUCACGUCUUCUUCCAGAAGGAGUUGAACCACACAGCACGGACGUUCUUCCCGAAGGAAUACCUCUCCCGGAAACAGACUUUCCAGAAGGCAAGCUGUGCAAAAUGGCCGCUCCCAAGCUGCAGGAAACUUUUCCGUAUUUUUGGAGGUUUCCAGAGGCAAGCUAGUCCAAUAGCCAGGCGUCAGUUUCCCCACGGGGGGUACCGUCUAGACGCGAUGGACUUUGAGGACAAUUCUCGCGGCUGGCGCUUUGACAUUGACAUGGUCAUUAUCUAUAUCUAUUCUGUCAACUGGGUCAUCGGCUUCAUCAUCUUCUGCUUUCUCUGCUACUUCUUUUUCCCUUCUUUCUAAAGUCGGAUGGAUGGAUGGAUGGUGGGUGGAUGGAUGGAUAGAUGGAUGGAUGGAUGGAUGGGUAGACGGGUGGAUGGAUGGCUGGAUGGAUGGAUGGAUGGAUGGAGGAGAGGAGGCAGAGUAAGCUACAGACAAAUUGGAGAUAUGCUUGGUAGAAUACAACCAACAGUGUUCCAGUUGAACCCUAUUGAAUUGAGGAAACAGGGUACCAUAUGGGAGGCAUUGGAGAAGUACAUGAUCUCUAAACAGUCAACCUAUAAUAUCACUAACGCACUGUUUCAAGUCUAAUGGAAACACAAAACCACAAAAAGGUACCUGGAUUGAUUCUAAGUCUUCAGUAUGUUUGGCAAUUUUGUGACCUUGGGACCUAUCUGACAUUUUGGUCAACAAAAAAAAUGUAUUCACAUAGAGUUGCUCUUUAGGGGGUCCUUUACAUUUGAGGUAUGUCCGAUAAAAACAUUUUAAAGGAAAUGUACGUUGAAGGAAAUAAAAAAUCUGAAAGUUCUGUCUGUGCAAACACCUUUUAACUUGGUACUAUAAGGUUAUAUCUGCAAUCCAGUCACACAAUGCUAAGUUGUCAAUCAAAAAGAAUUAUAUUUAAGACUAUGUAUUUAUCGAGUCAUGAAAGAGGAAGAAAUCACAAAACAGUUCUGAGAUCUGGGACUUGAGAAAUACUAAUGAUCUCAAAAUGAUACAUUUUGUAGAUAGACCCUUCUAGUCCCAAGUCCUUGAUUAUUCAUAUAAUAGGUUCUGGUCCUCUUUUUAAAUUUCUUAGAUUUUGUUUCACCACUUUUUUCAGAAGAAUGGCCAUAACGUAAGCUCUUCAUGGCAAAAAAGACAUACAUACAGGUGCCUUAGAGCAUGUUUAAGGCCCUUAGGAGAGGCAUUGCUGUUUUUGUCUUGUUCUAUAUCAAUACGAAAAUCUCCAUGGAAGGGGUAUUUCACAAAAAUCACAAACUUACCACGUUUUAUUGAUAACUAAAAAGUAUUUGAAUGACUUUGGGUGUCAGAGACCAGAAAACUAUAUCAGUUUACUCAUCCAGAGCUAAACUUAACAAUGUUGCUGGUUAUCCAUAGGAUAUAGUGUAUUUGUCAUUUUAGGGAACAAUCGCUUUAACAAAUGUGUGAUGAACAUGAAUUUAUAUUUUUUAUGAUAUCAUUAGAAAGAAGGAAGGGUAUGUUCUUUACUUGAUCCUUAAAUGUCUGUACUUUUCUAUUGAGACUGAAAUACUUUUAUUAUUCUGUGCCAUAUAGAAUCUUAUGGGUCAACCCAGAUUGACAUUUCAGAACCAUAAGGUUCUAUCUGCAAUUGCAACCUCCUACAUUUUUUUAUUUUUUAUUUUUUACAAAUAUCUUAGGAUUUUGAUAGUCUGCACUUUAGGUACCUUUACAGUGAGGACCUUAAUGGGGUUUGAAAGAAGAAUUCACUACAAAACAUUGCUGAGAUCUUGGAUGUGAUAUCUCAGAACUAUGCUUUGCGCAGAUGCGUAGAACCUUAGUCCAAAGGUCCCAAGCAAGAUCUUAUAGCAAUUUGUAAGCCACCUUCACUCCUGCCAGAAGUAUAACUCUUCUCAAGCAUUUUGAAUGGUUUAUUUGACUGAUAUACACAGAAAACAGUUACAUACAGGUAAUAUUGUUUUAUUUUAAUUUCAUUUUUCGGCUUUGCCUCUACUGCUCAUUUAAAAAUAUGGGUUUCUCAGCAGUGCGUCUUUGAAGUGAAUUGCGGAUCCAAUUAAUUUUCUUCAGCUCUAAGUGCCUCUCAUGGUCAUCGUGUAAUUUCUGUUUCAUUCCGGCACCAGAGCACUCCUUGUGUAUGUCGUCUUCGCAAUUCAACGUAUUCACAGUACCAUUUCUUGAAAUCAGCAGUUGUGCUAUUAGAGUAUUGGGUAACACGAGUAUUGUACAAUUGAUUUGUACAAUUCCUUACAGUAAUAAAGUCAGUAUACUGAGCUACAUGUUUUCUUUUGCUGGGUUUUAUUUGAUUCAAUAGAGUGAAAAGACCCAAGUCACAGAGUCCCUAAAUAUAAAGAGUAUGACCAAAACGUCACCAAACAGAAUAGGCCAUAUAAUAGUCCAAAUUAACAUCCAUUACAGCAGUGUUCUUUCAACAGUAGAAGCAGGGAAUCACUGAUUUUGCACCCAACACUACGUGCGAUGUUGUGAAGAUAAUUUGCUAUAGAGAACAUUGGCCUUGCACAUUGACUGAGACUCUCAUUAGAGGAAAACAUCCGGUCGGGUUGUUUCAACACAAAAACAAAGUGGUGCAUUUCCUCAAGUCAUUUCCUUUAUUACUGUAAUGUUAUCAUGGACACAUGUAGACCCUUCUGCUUAUUACCCCCAUUCAAAUACUGAUACACC